CAUCCUUCCAACAAAGCCACAAAUGCACAAGAGAGAAUAGUAAAUCUUUCUUUUGUUUCAGAGACCUUAUGAUCCAAACUGCUAUUCUGAGACUUUCUGUAAGAGUUCCAUCUCUUUAAAUGAACUGAUAGGGGAAAUUAACCAAGUUGAGCAUCCUAUUACUUUUUGACAAGCUUCAGAGGAUUCUAUGCUGUGCAAACUCUGCAUGCUGGUGGCUUGUAACCUAGAGUGGAGAUGAGUUCUCAAGCUGAAACUGGGUUUUGCCUUGCAGCAAGUUGUUGGGUGGAGAGAUAACUUUCAACAGACCUUAACUACUUUUGUGACUGUCCAAGGGAUCCAGUUACAGCUUGCUAUGGAGGAUGAUUUUUAAGAUGAAUACCUACCUUGAUGAAAACUACAAUUCAUCAUUAUCUGGAUAUUUGAACUACUCUGUACUGAGUAAUGGGAGUCUCACUGCAAACAGCUCAAAUCAGUCAGCAAGUGAUCUGAAUUUACCUGCCUUGGAUAUCACUAGAGCUAUAAUUGUGGGGCUUGUCCUAGGUGCCAUCAUUCUCUUUGCUAUAGUAGGUAACAUCUUGGUAAUUCUCUCUGUAGCUUGCAAUAGGCAUUUAAGAAUCCCUACAAACUACUUCAUAGUUAAUCUUGCAAUAGCAGACUUGUUACUGAGUUUUACUGUCCUUCCGUUUUCUGCUACACUAGAAAUUCUUGGCUAUUGGGUUUUAGGGAGGAUAUUUUGUGAUAUCUGGGCAGCAGUUGAUGUGAUGUGCUGUACUGCCUCUAUCUUAAGCCUGUGUGCAAUUUCUAUAGAUAGAUAUAUAGGUGUGAGUUAUUCACUUCAGUAUCCAACUUUAGUAACUAGAAGGAAAGCAAUUCUUGCUCUCAUUAGUGUCUGGGUCCUCUCCAUGGUAAUUUCCAUUGGGCCUCUUCUGGGCUGGAAGGAACCAGCACCCCAGGACGAUAAAGAGUGCCGCAUCACUGAAGAACCUUUCUAUGCCUUGUUUUCUUCUUUGGGGUCCUUUUAUAUUCCUCUGAUUGUCAUCCUGGUGAUGUAUUGUAGAGUCUACAUAGUGGCUAAAAGGACAACUAAAAACCUGGAAGCUGGGGUAAUGAAAGAAAUGUGUAAUUCCAAGGAGCUGACCUUAAGGAUUCACUCCCGGAACAUUCAUGAAGACACUUUCAACAGCACCAAAGCCAAAGGGCACCAUACCAGGAACUCUGUAGCUUUCAAACUUUUUAAAUUCUCUCGAGAAAAGAAGGCAGCCAAGACCUUGGGAAUUGUAGUUGGCAUGUUUAUCUUGUGCUGGCUACCUUUCUUCAUAGUUCUGCCUCUAGGGUCUAUGUUUUCUGCUUUGAAGCCACCUGAAACUAUCUUCAAGAUAAUUUUUUGGCUUGGCUAUUGCAACAGCUGCUUGAACCCAAUCAUCUACCCCUGCUCAAGCAAAGAGUUCAAGAGGGCUUUUGUACAGAUCUUGAGGUGCCAAUGCCACCGGCGGAGGCGGCUGGGAUGGUGGGCCUACAACUACAGGAACUGGAAUCCAGGCUCCUUUGAACAUUCCCGCAAAGACUCAUUGGAAGACAGCAGAAGCUUCCUAAGUGGCAGUCAGAGAACAUUAUCCUCAGCCACUCCUAGCCCAGGCUACCUGAGCAAAGUCACUCACCCUCACACGGAAAUGUACACAUUCCAGGAGUGGAAGGACUCCAGUUCUUUCCUGAGUUCUCAACAGGAAGGCAGUGAGCAAAAGGACUCAUGUCACCUGUUCACCUUCAAGCUUUCAACAGAACACAAUGGACAUAUUGCUACCAGAAGCCAAGACUCGAGCAAUGGGGGCCGCCCAACCAUCUGUGACAUACUGAACAGCAAAGCUAACUGCAGAAUGGCUAUUGAAAUGAGUGAAUUCUAAACACUGUCCCCUGGAUGCAGGAGGGCCUGGACUCUGGGCUCACCUGCACUUAUUAAAUUGACUGGUGUAUAGCAUGUGACACAAACCUACACAAGAUCUAGAGGCUGAUGUGGUGUUGGGAGGGAGUUCAGCCAGGAUGGCAAUAGCAGACAGUCUCAUGUCAGAACAUUGGCAUAGCCCAAUGGCUGCAGGGAGAUCAGUAUUCCAAGUUAAUUGCAAGCUAUGCUGCAGAAAUUUGUGCAAAAAGCAGGAAAAAGCCCUAUGAAAACAGGGAUAUACUCAACUAAAUAUUCAGCUCUGAUGAAAAGGCUAUUGAGAAGUCAGACAUCCAUACAGAGAUAGUAUGUAUAAGUAGAGAGAGUGAGAAUACAUGUAUGUAUCUUAAAAAGAAAGUGUGAUUCUAUUUGUCCUCUCCCAGAUACCACCAGCUGCUUCUGGGUUUACCUGUAAAAACCCUACCUGUUGGUGAAUGUCACUGAACACUAGCACUUUAAAAACUGAAAGCAGUGUCAAAGAUUAGCUUCCCAUUUGUUCAUCAUUUUUAAUAAUAUCCUGUCGGAAUUCCAGCCACGCUCCCUAGCAUACUCUCCCAUUUGCACAUGUCCAUGUGCACUGGGGUGAUAUAUCACAUCACAGCCACUGAUAUCCUUUGGGGAAGCUCUGUGAGUUGGUGAUGAGUUAAAAAUGGAAGUGAACCAACAUGGCCAAACUCCCCUAUCUUCUACCAUGUUAUUUCUUGGAAGCUUAAAAACAUCACCAAUGAUCUGUUAGUGUAUAAGGUCUGGUUUCCAAUGCAAAACCCCUAACUCACUCCAGUUCCUUCAUAAACAGCAUUGCAGACAUAGCACAAAAGGGUUCUGAUAGCUAGAGUCUUAUAACCCAGCCUGAAAGAAAAUGUACUGGAUUUCAGUAAAACCCACUUGGGGU
This is a messenger RNA of Pelodiscus sinensis (Chinese soft-shelled turtle), 2828 nucleotides long. It is a transcript of the gene ADRA1B, whose product is annotated as adrenoceptor alpha 1B. Lineage: Eukaryota; Metazoa; Chordata; Testudines; Trionychidae. Gene Ontology annotation, biological process: regulation of vasoconstriction; phospholipase C-activating G protein-coupled receptor signaling pathway; regulation of cardiac muscle contraction. Gene Ontology annotation, cellular component: plasma membrane. Gene Ontology annotation, molecular function: alpha1-adrenergic receptor activity. The record is from RefSeq and is a predicted model, not a curated record.